AUGACAACCCAAAGUGACGUGAAGCCUCCAGUUGAUCAUAUUGAGGAUGCAACGAAUUCCAGAAUUGGCAACAAGAGAACUGGAGAUGCCGCCCUAGAGCUAUUCAAUGAUCCAAAGGAAAUCCAUGCAUUUGUGGACCCUGCUGAGGAGAAGCGCCUCAUGCGAAAAAUUGACCUGAUGAUACUUCCAUGCUUAUCUGUCUGCUACGUCUUUUUCUAUAUUGACAAGACGACGCUCUCCUACGCUGCUAUCUUUGGAAUUAGCAAUGACUUACAUCUCGUCGGAACCCAGUAUAGCUGGCUGUCAUCAAUUUUCUAUUUUGGGUUUCUGGCUUGGCAACUGCCAACCAAUCUCUUAAUGCAGCGAUUUCCAACUGCAAAAUAUCUUAGUCUGAACAUUAUUCUCUGGGGUAUCCUCCUUGCACUCCAGGCCGUAACAAAGAAUUUCUCGACACUGGCUGUUCUUCGAGGACUGAGUGGUGCCGCAGAAGCUUGCGGUGAUCCAGCAUUUAUGUUGAUCACUGGAAUGUGGUAUACAAGGCGCGAACAGCCCAUCAAGAUUGGCCUGUGGUACUCCUCCUUGGGCCUCGGAAUUGCGGGAGGCGGUCUGCUGGGCUAUGCAAUCGGUCAAAUCAAAGGGUCACUGCCAAGCUGGCAGUACGAAUUCAUCAUCAUCGGAGCCCUUUGCAUUGCCUGGGGCAUCGUCAUGUUCAUCGUUCUCCCCGACUCGCCAGUCUCAGCUCCACUGUUGACUAUGGACCAGAGAAAAAUGGCAGUUGAGCGACUGCGCGAGAAUCAGACGGGAAUCGAAAACAGAAACUUCAAGCGCUACCAAUUGAUCGAAGCUUUCACAGACCUCAAAGUGCUAUGCUUCUUCCUCAUUGCUCUCCUCCAGGCAAUUGUGAAUGGGGGUAUCACUAAUUUUGGCACACUGAUUGUGAAGGGCUUUGGAUACACAACUUUGGGAACCACUCUUUUGCAAAUUCCAUAUGGUGUCUUUAUUGCCCUCGUCAUUCUGUUUUGCGUCUGGGUCAAUGACAAGAUGCCACCUAACAGCAGAUGCCUGAUGAUCCUGAUUUUCCUUUUCCCCAACAUCGCCGCAGCAUUUGGUCUGCGAUUUGUGCCUAAGAGUGCUAAAGUGGGACGACUUAUCUGCUACUAUUUGACGGGGUCUUACAAUGCCUCGUUCGUGAUGCUCCUCUCCUUGACUACCGCCAACAUCGCCGGUCACACGAAGAAAGUCACGAGCAGUGCUUGCCUCUUCGUUGGAUAUUGUGUCGGAAACAUUGCUGGUCCAUUCUUUUACAAAUCUGAUCAAGCUCCAGACUACUCACUUGGUAUCUGGAGCAUGAUAGUCUCACAUCUUCUCGAGGUCGUGGUUGUUGCAUUCCUGUGGAUCCUGUUGAAGCGGGAGAACCAGAGACGGGAUGAUCUUCAAAGUGGUACUGGCGGUGCAGCUGCUGAAGAAUCUGGCUUCGAUGCUGACUUAUCAGCAUUCAGCGACAUGACGGACAAGGAAAAUCCAAACUUUAGAUAUGUUUAUUAA
Penicillium cataractarum is the source of this 1545-nucleotide messenger RNA. RefSeq lists its product as uncharacterized. Bases 1 to 1545 code for a protein of 514 amino acids. Gene Ontology annotation, biological process: transmembrane transport. Gene Ontology annotation, molecular function: transmembrane transporter activity. The transcript is spliced from 4 exons. Lineage: Eukaryota; Fungi; Ascomycota; Eurotiomycetes; Eurotiales; Aspergillaceae. Gene Ontology annotation, cellular component: membrane. The record is from RefSeq and is a predicted model, not a curated record.